Molecule: messenger RNA, 7819 nt
Organism: Spodoptera frugiperda (fall armyworm)
Lineage: Eukaryota; Metazoa; Arthropoda; Insecta; Lepidoptera; Noctuidae
Product: alpha/beta hydrolase domain-containing protein 17B
Exons: 5
Coding region: 128-997 (289 amino acids)
Biological process (GO): protein depalmitoylation
Cellular component (GO): endosome membrane; plasma membrane
Molecular function (GO): palmitoyl-(protein) hydrolase activity
Source: RefSeq, a predicted model, not a curated record
UGAUUUGGAAUUAAUUUUGUGUGAUGAUAAUAAAUCAAAAUUAUUGAAUGGCGUUGGCAACAUUGCCGUCAUGGCUGAACGAAACUGUUGACUAUCUGUCAAUUUUGUGAAAUCUUUUAUUUUCGCCAUGAUCAGGAAUAGGAAUUUUUUCAGUGAACUCUGUUGCCUGUUUUGUUGUCCACCAUGCCCGGGGAAAAUCGCGGCUAAGCUCGCGUUUCUGCCUCCUGAACCUACGUAUGCAUUCACACCUGAUGAGACAGGAUCGAAAUUCUCAUUGACAUUGACUGAACGAGCAGAAUGGCAGUAUUCGGAACGGGAAAAAGAAAAUAUCGAAGGAUUUUACUCGAGAACCACGAGAGGCAACAGAAUAGCUUGCCUCUUUGUUCGGUGUAGUCCAAAUGCCCGUUUUACGAUAUUAUUUUCACAUGGAAAUGCCGUAGAUCUCGGUCAAAUGAGCAGUUUCUACUUAGGAUUAGGGACUAGAAUAAACUGUAAUAUAUUCAGCUAUGAUUAUUCUGGUUAUGGUGUGAGUGGUGGCAAGCCGUCAGAGAAGAAUUUGUAUGCGGAUAUUGAUGCUGCGUGGCAGGCGCUGCGGACUCGGUAUGGUAUCAGCCCCGAGAAUAUAAUUCUGUAUGGACAAAGCAUUGGGACAGUACCUACUGUGGACCUGGCUGCUCGCUAUGAGGUGGGAGCUGUUGUGCUGCACUCUCCCCUCAUGUCUGGAAUGCGAGUUGCCUUCCCCAACACUAAGAGAACAUGGUUCUUUGAUGCUUUCCCGAGUAUCGACAAAAUUCCCAAGGUGACCUCUCCUGUUCUUGUUAUUCAUGGAACUGAAGAUGAGGUGAUAGAUUUUUCUCAUGGACUAGCAAUAUACGAACGCUGUCCUCGUGCUGUUGAACCACUAUGGGUGGAGGGUGCUGGACAUAAUGAUGUUGAACUUUUCAACCAAUACUUGGAAAGACUGAAGCGUUUUGUUUCAGUAGAAUUGCUCAACUGACAAAGACUGCCGGCCCCAGGCCAGACAACUCAAGGUGACGACCAAAAUCCCGCAUCGACACUGAGCUCCGGCACCUCCAGUUCAGCGACAGAGAGACUCCUCUAGCUAGCGGGGGCCGGGCCCAGCCGGGCCGGCCCCAACAAAAACUCAGCAAACGCUAACGGCUCUGUGAGUCCACACAAUUAUAAAGAAAACAAUAAAACAGACAAUAACGAAAUAGGUUCUACCGAGCUGAAACCCUCAGUCGUUCAUAACAUUAGCAUUAACGUGACUGACACAGACUCGCCCACAUGCGUUCGAAGGCGGAUUCAUUUACGGUCUCUUAGCGAUGUGACUCCGGCCAGUCGAACUCACACGCCGCGAGCUCGGUCCCACUCGGAGCGUCCGCGCGCCUCGCCCGCGCCUUCCCCGUCGCACGCGCCGCAGUCUCCAGCCACCGUGCUGGCCGCGCCCGCCACUGCUCCAGCCGUGCUGCUACCGCGCAUCGUGCGCAGCGAGCGCUCGUCGCCCGAUGCGUCAUCGCUUGCACUCGACGAUGGCACAGAAACACGCUUACGCAGUCGUGAUCGAUCUGGCAGCGACGCCGUCUCCGUCCUGGGUAACCCGUGGCGUAAAAUGAGUGACGUCGAUUUGAAUGCAUCCGGUAGUCGUAGUCGUUCUACAGGUCGCGGUGCGCUCGACCCUUGGGUAAGGAAUCCUACUCUGCGUCCUGACAAAAAUAGUGAUGUACCUAAAUCUCGAGAAGAUGUAACUCGCGCCGUAUCAGACUCGGAGCAAAAACGAGAUGUGCCUACUUUCAAACGAGGUAAGCUUGAGCGUCGAUCGCCUGUAGUGUGCGAGACAUGCGGCAACGAGAGCUGCGAGUGCUGGCGCACGGGCUGGGCGCGGCACGCCCGCGCGGCGCGGUCGCUUGGCGCGCAGUGCACAUGCGACGGGCGCUCGCCUCGGCCUUCGCCGGCUCGGCUGCGGCCGCGCGCUCCUCCACGUACUUUAUCUGACGACGAGGAUCGGCCACGACGGCUUUACAAGUCUGCCUCGCAGAAGAUGAUAUGCACUUCGAUCGACGGAGAUCGAGUGAAAAAGCUCGCUGAUCCGCUAUUGGAGACGACCUGCUGAGGUGAUGGACGACGAUAGUGCGACACGAGGAUCCCGCCUGCGCCGCCGCGUCACGCCUGGCGUCUGGGAGGAAUCGUUCUGUGUACGGUGUGUGUUGUCCCUUUUUGAUGUAUGAGUAUUAUUAGUGCGAAUUUUGUAUCCCUUAGUAAAUAAGAUUUCAAAAUUUAUUAUUGUACUGUAUAUUAAUAUUUGAUAAAUAUAAAAGUAUGCUCGUGUUAUGAUAAUAUGAUAAAAUAUGAAUGUUUUUCAUGAAUAUUGUAUAAUUAUCUUUUACUUCGGGAGGUUGUGCGUAAUUAGAAAUUCUGCAUCAUUUGAAAGUAUUUAAAAAAAAUCAUUUUGGAAUUCCAUUUUUGAUACGUUAAAUUAAUUGAUCCAGUUCCUAUAAUAUUAUUUUUAUUUUGUAUUGAACACUAAAAUCUUAACGCACAAUACCAUAGUAGUUAUUUUACAUAUUAAACCUAUCCAUGCAUCUUCCAUAAAAUGUAAAUAUUUUUAGGUAUGAAAUAAACAUAUUUAUAGUUGUAAUGUCAAAAUCUGAUUGUAAUACGAAUACUAUAUGAUAUUGGAAAAUUAAAUCAAUUUGAUAGGCAUGGUCAGUUUCUAUUAUACAUUCCACAAACAAAUUAUAUAAUCUAAAUCCACUGUUUCAUAUCUAAAUUCCAAAAUGCUUUCUUUAUGCUCUUAAAAGUACUAUUAACAACUGAAAUAUAAAUUGAUUAGUUUAUCUACUGAUCAAUGUUUCAAAUUGGAAGUUUUUAAUUUGUUUUGUGACUGAAUGUGUUGCCUGAACACGGUAUGUGUCAACGAAAAGAGAAAAAUGUUAUCCUCAGAAAUAUUAGUUUUAGAAAACGAUUUAUUUAACGGUUUUAUACUAUUGACUGGGUACCUUCCUUAUCGCAUGCACCUAUUGAAACUGUGUAAACAUUUAAAUACCGAAGCUACCAACGCCCCGUUGACGUAGGUAUCCAAGGUUUUUAUUUGUUAGUCGAAUAAUAUAAUGUUAAUAUUUGUGAUUGGUUGACCGAAAUAUAUAACAACCAAUCACAUUACAAGAUACAGCUGAAGACUUAAUUUUUCUGUUGACUUCUAGAGACCGGUUGUGCCUAGCCCUGAAUUAUUUACAUACACAUUCUCCAACAUUUUAUGUAUUUUAAUGUUUAGUUAUAAUUAUCGUUUAGGUUAUUUUUGUCAUUUUAUUGGUCUUCAUGUUUAUAAAUCGUUGCUAAGACUGAGUCUUGUGACACGCGGAGAUACGGUUUAAAUUAUAAGUUUAGUGAGUAAUAGGGUUCCAUCAUACGGUGUUUAAAAAUAUACAGUCAUAUCGAUGCAAGUCUCAAUGAUACCGCUACAAUAAUAGCUCGUCAUCCAUUUAUAGCUUAUUCAUUCUCAUUGGCGCACUUAAUGUAUUGGUCUCUUUAUGAUUUGAACGUAUUGACGUCAAUGUAUCAAUCUCUAUAUGAAAGAAUUAAUUGUUAGACAGUAGGUACUUCGACGUUCCAAUAAUAUAGUCCAACAACAACUUAUAGAAAACACAACUAACAUAAUAUAUCUGUUUUCAAAUUAUAAGGCAAUGUAAAAUAAAAGUGGGCUGAAAUGAUGUAAGCAUGCCAUUUUUGUUACUUACCAAAUUUUAAGUCUAUGGAUUAAAUAUUUUAUAAUGUGGGCAUCAUCUUCUCACUUUGUUUAUACUGUUUUUUUUAUACAUUUAUUACUUAUUAUUUUUAGUACCAUUUUAUUUUGAUCGUCAAUUUUAAUUGAUGCGUACUUGUUGAAUGGAUUAGAUGAAUUUAUUUUAUGUAUAAGUGAUAUGAGUACGUUUUUAAUUAAAAUAUAUUUAUCUAUUAUGAAAUGAAAUAAAUCUUUUUGUUUAAAGAGUCUAUUUACCAUAGUUUAUUGAAAUGCUGCAAUAUGCGUCAAUCGUGACGGUCAUAGGUACUGAUCUACGAUUCAGAGAAAUAAAUCUGUAGGAAUUUAAAUUUCAUAGUACAAAAUUGUAAUAAAAAACCAACGAAGUACUUUACAAGAGAAUUAUGAACACUAGAUACUAUGAACACCAUGUUAUUCUACAAAUGUAUUUUAUUUCCUUUAGUAUUGCUACUGCUGAAGACCUUAUAAGGAUGGUAAUCUCAUUAAUUGCUGUCUUGAAUUUCAUUAAAAAUCGCUCACAUUAUAAAAUAGUAAUUGAUAAUGUUGUGAACUGUCGGAACUGUGAUCAUUUUGUAUAAUGUAGGUACCUAAACAUUUUGCAUCUAAUUGGUUGUUAUACUGCAUGUACAACCAUGUGGGAAAAUAACGCUAAUAACAAAAAUACGGCAGGCAGAGGUACCUGCAAACAUUUUCAACUUCGCAAACUCAUAUCGACGACAUACAUUUUACUUAGCUAUUUUAUAUCAUCUUUUUUCAUAGAAGGUACCUAUCUGUUUUAAUGUAAAAACUCAGUACUUAAUAUUUUUAGACAUAGUUUGAGCUGGAUUUACUUAUAUCUACGUAAAAUCAGCCAAAAGAGGCAUAUACAAAUAAGUAAUGAUGCAUAACUCAAUUCAAAUUAAUCUCACUUAGAUUUACACAUCUACUUCUAUAGUUGAAGUGCAGAUGUCCAUGAAAAGGUUUCACCUUCUGAAGGGCAAAUUGUGACCAAACAAGUAAUUGUGAUCUGAUAUGUAGUUAUUACCUACUUUUUGCUUUGUUUCUAAUGUUGGAAUGCCAAAAUGUUAUAAACACUGUAUAUGUAUAUUUUUACAUUUAAAUAUUGGUUAUUAAGCCAUUAUAUAACUAGUAUUAGCCUUUCUGCGAUUGACAUUGGAAGUCUUGGGUCAAAUAAACAUGGUCGGAGAUAUUAAUAAUUGUAAUUUGUACUUAGAAUUUAUCAAGUGAGCAAUAUACAGUUGAUAAAGCUUGAUAAAUUUACAUAAAUGCACUGGGUACAUGAAGUUAAUUCUGUAAUGUUAUUACAACUGUACGAAGUCUGUUAAAUCACAUGAAUUAUAGGUAUAGAUAAUCAUGUAAAUGUAUUGUAGGUAGUAAAAAAUAACUUAUAACAUUCUAAAAAUAUACAUUUUAGAAUGAUGUAAGUAGUUACGGGAAGUUUACUUAUCUGGGGCCCAAAUGUAAUUUCACAUUUUAUGUUACCACAUAGCUGCGCCCAUCCUUAUUCAAUAUAUUAAAGCUACCCAUCAAUUAUUUAUUUGACGGUAAAAUUGUUCAUUAUGAAUCUAGCAGGUCACUUCUAUGUAUCAACAUAAUAACUAUAAUGUACUAGAUAAUGUCAGUUGGCAUUCUAUGGCUAAUGAUUUUAACUAGAUGUACUUUACCAAAUGAUAUGAAAUGUUAGCGGUCACGCUAGUGAUGGGCAAUGAUAAUAAUCCGGUUAAUAUCAUUUGGCUAAUAAUCGAUUAAAAGCAGUUAAUAGCCAUUAAUAGCCAAUUUUGGCUGAUAACCCUGCUAUUGAUAUUAUUUUAGUGAUUGAAAAUUUCCCUUCAUGGUUUUCAGGCUUAGGACUGUCAGAUUAGACUUCAUUUUCAUCAUAUUUCUUUACAGUAAAUAAAUGUGCAAUUUAAAAGUAGGCUUGCAGUUGCAGGCCUACUCUUAUUCAACGAAAAGCGAAGUUUCGUCCGCAACUUCGCAGAUUUCGUACUACAAUUCUAUUUAUUACUUUCGGGAACUAAAAUGAACGAAUGAAAUGAAAAUAAAUAAUAGGUUUUGAUAUGAAAUUAAAAAUAAAACGUUAUUUCAAGUAAUUCUAUCAGUAAACCAAUAAAAACUACGGCCGAAGAUUAAACGAAACUUCGGAUUCGAGAACCGGAGUAAGCCCCCAGGUUCAUUACAGUCACAGGAUAUUUCAUCGAUUUCUGAUGUUGGAUAGAAAGGUUCCGAAUCCAUGUGGAAAUCACUUUCCGUAUCUAUACUUGACGGUCUGUUUUCCAAAUUCCAGUUGUAAAUAUACCUACGUUAUUUUUCCUGCGGUGCGGGGAUGCAUGUUACCUACUUUUUUUUUGAGGGGGAAAUCAUCCAAUGACUAGGUGAUUAAAACUUUACUGACAAAAAACACCCCGUUCCUAUCUGCAGUUCGAACCGGAGCUAAACCCGCUAGGUAGUCCGCAACUCCGGAUCAGGUAUCACCCCUACUGGGCCCCAUUGUGGUGGUCUGAUGGCUCUUUGAGGCGCGCGCGGAACGUGAUGCGCCGCAUACGGGUCUGGUUCUGGUUUGCUACCCUUGCUCGCCGACGAAGGAGGAGACGGCAUUCCCCCUCGCUCCGCACCAUGGUCUGAACCAAUGCCGGACGUUGAGGUCACCGUCACCGACCACAUCCCUGAGGACACGGCGGUUUCAGCCCACCUAGUAAAACCGCCACCGUAUGCUCCACUGUGUCCUCCAGGCGGUCCUCACAGUGAUGACACCGUUUCCUCCCGUCCAAUCAGAAACAGAAACCUACCGAAACUCCCAUGUCCGGUAAUCCCCUGCUUCAGGGGGUAGGUGAGGAUGCCGUGGGGCCUCUCAAGCCACUUAUCAAAGAGGGGACUUAUCGCUGCAAUGACAGCGAGCCCAGCCCUUUUGCGACAGUCGUUGCUGCCAUUCCGCCAUGAGAUCCGCCGGAGCUCAUCCCGCCACGCACUAAUCUGGCGCGGCAGUGGAGUUUCGCCCCGGCGACACGCGUCGGCGCGCAAACUGAACACGCGCGCGAGCACCUUCGCCUCCAAAUCCCACGGCAGUAGUCCGGCAAGGAGGUUAGCCUCCUCUCCGGAGAUCGUGCGAUAUCCGCGAAUCACCCGGAUGGCCAUGACAGGGAAUGAGCAGCGCCCGAGUUGGCCGCCGCAUCAGGUUCGGCGCCCACACAGGGGCGCCGUAGAGGGCCAUGGACCGCACGAUCCCCGCGUACAACCUCGGGCAGGAGGCGUUUGGCCCCCAGCGGUUGGGCAGGAGCCGCUUAAGUGCAGCCCCCGUCCGUUCCAACUUAGGAGCCAAACGUCGGAAGUGCGCAUGCAUGUUACCUACUAUCGACUCAAAAUAGCUAAUAACUAACUUACUUAAUGUACCUUACAUUUUUACGUAUCGGUUAAAAUUAUUUUAUAGGUAAAAUUAAUUAAUUAGGUACAUACUCGUAUAUGGUUAAAUCACAAAGCGAUGUGUCAAUAGUAAUUAUAUUUUUUAUAGUAUUGGAUCUCUAAAUUAACAAAACUGAAUUUCCCGUGAAUGUGAAAAAUGUGUAUCUAUUUAUUUUAUUAUUAACACUUUUUCGUAUACAAAUAGUGAAAAUAAAUAAAAAGAAUAACAAUAUGUUGAAUCACACUGCGUACAGGCACACAAUUUAUGUUUACACCCACAGAUUUUACAAUAAAACAAAAAAAGCAUUUAUUUUUCUAACUAUACAUUAAUAGCAGGGUUAUCAUCCAUUGGUAGGCUAUUAAUGGCUAUUAAUGGAUUAUAAUCGAUAAUAACUCAAAGUAGCCGGCUAUUUACCCAACACUAGUCACGCUAAUGCUGAUGUAGGCGGUUGACCAAUUUUUCACGCCUGUGGGCUGGGGAUGUGAUCAACAGCAAACAUUACAAAACAUAACCACAUAUUUUAAUGAUUUACCGACGAUAUAGAAACGUUGUUUAUUUGGUCUCGACAGCUAUAUUAUGAUUAAUGAAUGUUAUCUCUAAAUUGUAAAAUAAGAGGUAAAUUACUUUUUAAUAAACUAAUUAAAUUGCACAUAUCUAAAAUA